Neolamprologus brichardi is the source of this 1872-nucleotide messenger RNA. It is a transcript of the gene lsm10, whose product is annotated as LSM10, U7 small nuclear RNA associated. Gene Ontology annotation, molecular function: U7 snRNA binding; histone pre-mRNA DCP binding. Lineage: Eukaryota; Metazoa; Chordata; Actinopteri; Cichliformes; Cichlidae. Gene Ontology annotation, biological process: mRNA 3'-end processing by stem-loop binding and cleavage. The record is from RefSeq and is a predicted model, not a curated record. Gene Ontology annotation, cellular component: nuclear body; cytoplasmic U snRNP body.
GGUGAAACGUCAUCACGUCGCUGCUCCUCCGUCGGGUUUCUGCGGGAAAACGAACGUGUUGAGAUGUUUUGAGAGGUUUCAGCAGGCCGGUGUUUCGUUUCUACAUGAAACCUGUGUUUAAACGAUUCAGGUUACUAUGGAGCCCAAGGGAGCUGAGUCUCAACCAUCCGGCGUGGGGCCGGUUGAGGUGGUGAACUCUAUUCGGGAGCGAACGAUCACAGAAAACAGCAUGGUGAUCCUCCUGCAGGGCCUUCAGGGAGAGGUGACCACGGUGGACCUGAGGAACGAGAGCACAGCACGUGGACGCGUGGUCAACGUAGAUGCCUUCAUGAACAUACGCCUAGAGGACGUGUUGUACCGGGACCGGCGGGGUCAGCUCACACAGCUGCAGGACCUAUUCAUCACUGGCAGGAACAUCCGCUAUGUCCACAUCCCCGACCAUAUGGACAUAAUGAAGACCAUAGAGAGCCAGCUGGCCAAGAUUCACCGCGUCCGCAACUUCGGCAGUGAAGGCGGAGGCAGGAAAGAGUUUGCCAAGAAAACAAAAUGACUUUUUUUUUUCUUUUUUUUACAUUUGGAAAAGACGAUGCUUGUGUAAGGUUCAGAGAUUAGAGGACAAACACCAGUCUAGACCAGUAGUUUACAUCCUGAGGGCCCACAAAGUGACUCCAGGGUCAAGAACAGGGAGAGAGAUCUCAGGUACAGUAAGAUAUAGUUACAGUCCUGCUUUUCAUUGUAAAAUACUGGAAACUGUCUUUGGUGCUAUAAAAACUGAACAGCUUGGAACCUGGGAUGAAAGGCCACAAUCUGGGUUUGAUUUCUUGUAAGGAUCACAAACUCGAAAGGCUGGAGUAUUUGGAGACUGAUAUCAGUAAAUUGUUUAAAUGUUUAAAAAUAAAACUCCACAGACUGAUUUGUUUCCCUAUGUAAACACUGUAACAAUUUUUUUUAAUACAUUGUGGAUUAUUUCUUGGAUUAAUUGAUGCAUCUUCCUUGUAUCAACUCAAAGAAGCUCUUUGGUUGAGAUAAAAAAAAAAAAAAAGACAUAACAAACUAUUUAGGGGGAUUUUUAAAUCAGAUAUGAUGAAAAUGCUAAAAAAAAAAAAUCCAUCUGAGAAUAACGUGAAAUCUUUUUCAAUAUCAUUAUAACAACUAAAUGAUAGAUCCUCUUUUGCACAAAGGGUUUAACUUAAACAACGCCACAGCUUCUCUCAUAUUUUGCUGACUUAGAAACAGUGAAGAGUCUUAUCUCUUAAACAUAGAGAAUACGCUAAAGCAGUCGCUUUUUGUGCCUUUUGAGGUGCACCUCCUCAUAUUUGUACUAAAUAGCAAAAAUACAUUUAUCAUACAUUUCUUCUAAUUUUUAUAGUAUGUUCUACACCUCAUUUGCAGAAUCUAGACACCUACAUUUGUAGCUAUUAUAACACCAGUGAGGUACAGCUGCCUGUGGCACACCUGUCAAUGUAAGCAGCCAUGCUUUUUACUCACCAGACGGAUCAGCUAAAAACAAAAGUCACCUCCACACUGUUGUUAUAAAGGACGAAAUUUAAACUUGGGGGUCUUAUGAGAUUUGACUUGCUUUUGGAGCAACUACAGGCUCAAUUUUUCCACCGCCAGAGGUUGCAGCUUGUUUAUUUUGGCCCAUGUUUCUUUUUUUUAAGUAGGUUUCCCUUUAGCUGGAUUUAAGCAUUAGUUAACUUCUCCCACAGUUGUGGUUUGCUCCCCACAACAAAAUGACUCAACUUAUUAAGCUCCUCACUGUCAUUCUGGGCCUUUUGAUGUGUCGCUCUCUAAUAACUCCCUCCAGCCGGCAACUUAAUUAACUAUCCAGUCCUAACUUUUGUGUUAUUGCAUUAUUAAAGAUCUCUUUUG